Molecule: messenger RNA, 831 nt
Organism: Aureococcus anophagefferens
Lineage: Eukaryota; Pelagophyceae; Pelagomonadales; Pelagomonadaceae
Exons: 1
Coding region: 1-831 (276 amino acids)
Molecular function (GO): protein binding
Source: RefSeq, a predicted model, not a curated record
AUGGAGGCCGACAAAGUUGCGGGGAUCCGUGCGCUUCGAGAUGCGGACGAAGCCAGAUGCGCCCGAGCAAGUCUCAGUCUCGCCGUGUGCCACGCAACGGGUUCUGGUGUGGCCUUGAUGUUAGCGCGCGCACGAGCACACUGCGAAGUGGCGGCAGAGGCUGGGUUUGUUGACGCCCAAUUCAGUUUAGGAUGCUUGGCUCUCGAUGGAGGCGAUGAUGCCCGGGCUGUUGCCAAGUUAAAGCAAGCUUCGCGUGGAGGCGACGUCGGGGCGAUGAUUAUGCUGGGCGAGCUCUACGAGGCAGGCCGUGGCGUUCCUGUGGACUGCGGCAAGGCGGCUGCACUCUACAGGGCAUGCAAGUUGUCACAGAUAGCGGCGACUCACCUCGGUAUUCUGCAUAAAGAUGGGCGUGGAGUUCUUCAAGAUGGAGAGCUUGCUGUCCGGCUUCUGAUUAUGGGUGCAGAGGGAGAGGCGAAGGUCCUCGAGGCACAAUGUGAACUCGGAGACAUCUACCUAAUUGGAGACCCUAAAAUUGCGCGUGAUGCGGAAAAGGCAGAGAAGCUCCUAGGAACCGCCGCUGCAAAGGGCGAAUCGCAUUCUGCGUACCAGCUCGGAUGCCUCCUCAUCCGUGGCAUGGGAGACGUUUUCCACGAUGAACCGCGCGCUGCAUCAUGUUUCCGCGUGGCUGCCAAGGCUGGCUCAGAUGCGGCUAUCUUCAAUCUUGGGUCUGCACCCCAGCGUCCAAAUGAGCCUGCUUUAUCUGGCCUGCCCGCAGUCAUUCUCAUCGACAAUUCAAUGCCCGCAGGUGCAUGCAUGUUAGAGGCUUCCUGA